Asparagus officinalis (garden asparagus) is the source of this 1257-nucleotide messenger RNA. RefSeq names its product cytochrome P450 71A1-like. Gene Ontology annotation, molecular function: oxidoreductase activity, acting on paired donors, with incorporation or reduction of molecular oxygen; heme binding; monooxygenase activity. Bases 1 to 765 code for a protein of 254 amino acids. The record is from RefSeq and is a predicted model, not a curated record. Lineage: Eukaryota; Viridiplantae; Streptophyta; Magnoliopsida; Asparagales; Asparagaceae. The transcript has 2 exons.
AUGCACCUCCGCAUCGGCUCCGUCCCCACCAUCGUGGUCUCCGACUCCUCCACUGCGCGAGCAUUUCCUCAAAUCCCACGACACACCUUCGCCAACGCCCCCCUUUGGAGGUCUUCCGCCUCCCUCUCCUACGCGCCACAGGCGGCGUUCGCCUUCGCCGACUACGGCGACUACUGGCGCCACAUUCGCAAGCUCUGCGUCACCCACCUCCUCUCCGCGCCCAAGAUCUUGGCCUUUCGGCCGGUACGUGCUGAAGAAGUCGCGCUUUUCGUAGGAACGCUGGCGUGCGCCGCCAAGUCUGGCUCCGGGGUGAGCGUUUCGUCGGCAGUGAAGGAGGUGAUAUGUGGUAUCGUGACCCGGACGAUUAUGGGGAGGAAGUUUGAGGCCGGGACAGAGGAAGGGAGGAGGUUUAUGGAGAAUACCAAGGAGCUCAUGAGUUUGUUCGGAGCGUUCAACGCUGCUGAUUUCUUGCCGGCGCUUAGGGUUUUUGACGUGCAGGGGUUGAGGAAGAGGAUGAGGAAGGUGCAUGCGGAGUUUGAUGAGAUGCUGGAGAGGGUGAUUGAUGAGCAUUUGAAGGAGGGGAAGAAGAGGGAAGGGGAGGUGAAGGAUUUUGUGGAUGUGAUGUUGGAGUUGAUGGAGAGUGGAGAGGAGGUUGAUGGGGUGAGGAUUGAUCGGACUACCGUCAAGGCCAUUGUUCUAAUCGUUUUGAACAAUCCGAGCUCUAUGAAGAAAUCUUUGGUUUUUUGUUUAAUGCAAAGUUCAUGAGUAUUGGUGAAGAAAAAUUAAUGGAACAUUGCAUUAAAUUACAAAGAUACUUGGAACACAACCAACAAUGUGAUAUACAUGGGAAAGAUUUAUUCAAUGACCUACGAGCUUUGCAAACAAUGUUGCCGAAGGAAGUGACUAAAUCAAUAGACAUCCUUGACUUCAUAAGAUCUUAUUGGGAUGAUGGUGGCUUUCAAUGUGCAUGGGUUGCUUAUCGGAUUUUGUUAACUAUCCCAGUUACGGUUGCCUCGGCAGAGAGAAGUUUUUCCAAGUUGAAAUUAAUAAAAAGUUAUCUUCGCACUACCAUGUCACAGGAACGAUUGAAUGGAUUGGCAAUGAUAUCAAUUGAAAAUGAAUACUUAGAGAAACUUGAGUAUGAUGACUUAAUUGAAGAAUUCGCUUCAAAAAAUUCAAGGAGAAGUAUUUUUCUUUGAUGGGAAUUGUAGCACAAAUGUAAUCUCUUCUUAUAUGAAUAUUGAUUUUGCAUGAGAA